AUGCAGGCCACGACCGAUGGCGGUGAUGCACCGGAGCAAAGCGAUACCUUCACACGGCCACACGUCGCGCUUGCUCGCCCUCGACCGCCAAGACGAACGACGACGAACAGUACUCUUCGAGCUGAUGCACGUCCUUCUACGCCUCUCAUGGCCCGACAAGAUCGAGAGGGGGCAAGGGAGCGUAGUCUGGACUCACCGAUGAUUGUCACUAGCGAGCGAGACCAAGUCAGGCACGACCUUGGUCUAGACACGGCAACCGUCGAGCUCAUCAAUGCUGCCUCCGUCGCGCUCGAGCCUUCACCCACUCAUCACGACUCAGACCCAGUCACACCAAGGGCAGACACGUCUCGCGCACUACACGCAGGCGCAAGUGGUCACUCAGAUCCAACGCAAGACGAUCCGCCCGUCAUGCAGGACUGGAUAGGCGGCAAGACGCGAGAAGAGCUUGAGGGGUUACUCCUCGAAGCCGACAGAGUCAUACGCAUGCGAGAACAAGAGCUCAUCAUAUCUGCAUCGAUCGGCAAGUCUUUGCUUGACAAUAAUGCAGAUCUCAAAGCAAAACACGAUGCAUUGCUCAAUAAGAUCACAUCAGCUCCUUCGAGCCAGGCAGGCACACUCAGCGGUCGCUCGACAUCGCUCUCACAUACCACAGAGACCGGCCUGACCUCUCCCUCGAAGCGACAAUUCGGCACGGAAAUCGAUACAAACGUCAUCGUCAAUGCCUUUACCCACUCACAACCAUCCGCAAAGUCCGAGCGGGAUCCCCAGGAAGACCCACUUGCCACGCCACUCUCACGUACCAGUCAAAGCCGUUACGUCUCACGCAAGCCUAGCCACAUCAGUCUACGGUCAAAUGCGUCCGAUCCGUACGGUGUACCCAUUUCGCCUUCAUCAUCAUCCACACCCGGUCAUAUCAGGAUACUACCCACUUCACCUUCUGCGCUCAACAAGCUGUCUGAGGACAACGACGAGCUGGCGCACAAGUUGGAGGAGCUCGAAGCAGAGACUCAUAAAGCCGAUCUGAUGGGACGCAAGAAGCUCCGUCGACUUGACAAGGAACUUGCAAAUCUGAAGCGCGAGCUCGAAGAAGCGCUCGAGAAGAACGAUGAACUCGAAACUCAGCUGCACAAGAAGCAGACCACCUCGACGCAGCCACUCAAAGCGCUGUCAAAGGCAGUCUCGACAGAAUCACUUGGAUCGGCCACUUCCGCCCAUUCACUCGCGCGUCAUUUUGAGCUCAAGAUGUCAGAAGCGCAACCCGAUCAUACCAAAGCUCGUUCUAUCGAUGCUGGCGCCCGUGCUCUGGCCACGACGCCUGACCGACAAUCGCCUGUUUCAUGGCAAGCAACAGCAUCAGGGCGGGCGAUGUUAGCCGAGGCUGCCGCUGCCGCUUCUCCUCUUCGCCAGCCGAGCUUCAGUCAUAUUAUCAAGACGCCAAGGAGCAGAGCAACAUCGAGCGCAUCUGUUCGUCCGUCGGAAGCAGCCACCAAUCCAGAGGAACAAGCGAUCGUCAAGCAGCUUAUGGCAAAAAUCGCAGAACUGCAAGACACCAACAAGGAGAUUGCAUCUCAGCGACUCGAUCUUGACGAGCGACUACAAAGGGCGCAAGUCGAAAUGGAAGGCGCGCGUGCACGCUACGACGAGCUAGAGGAUGAGCUGCGCAGGGCAGAUCAGCAGCGUCAGAUCGAGCCGGUUCGACAUUUGCCGCUCGCUCUGUCAUACAGUCAGCCUGGCACGCCUGUUGCGAACCUGACUGAGCUGCCACAACGCCGCGCGCUCGGCAACCUCGCUAUGCUUCAACGCACAAAGCUGCCCUAUCUUCGCAAUGGCCAAGACAUCCGCUCGACGCCUGUCACGCCCAACGACGUGGCCGAAGUCGACGGCGAGUCACACAAGAGCUUCUUUCGACGUGGAUCCUGGGAUACUGCAGCAGAACACGAGGAUGUGAUGGACGUCAUCGAACGGCAAGAAAAGGCAGCCUCUGCUCGCGAUGCAGCGGUCCAUCUACGUCAGACAAGCCAUGGCAGUACUUCUGCGAUUCAGUAUGACUCAGACAAUGAUGAAGACGCUCGAGUUCCGCCAAUAUCGCAGAACCUUGCUCUCGAGCUCGGCUGGGAGGAUGGCAAGCUGGUCAUCACACGAACGAGCUCAGAGGUCUCCAGCCUGCACGAAAUCGCUAGUCGCCAUCGUCCAGAGACUCGUCUCGCCAACUGGAACGAUCUGGACGAUGGCAGGCUGUGUGCUCCUGACGAUCUCAUUCCACAUGGCGGCCUUCGCGAUUCCUCUUGUCCUGACGAGAAUGCCUACGCUGCCAUUGAAAAGGCCAGCUCGAGUGUGCCGAUCGUCUGGCAUGAUGAUCGCGGCUUCGGUGGAGCAGAUGUGCACGAUCAACGGCAGUUCAGUAACAUCGGACGAAGCGCUUCCGGUCAGUCGUGGAUUUAUGAGGACGAAGAAGCGACAGAAGGUCCGGAUCCGUGGGAAGGCUCUGACUAUCCUGGACUCGAAAGUGCCGAUGCCGUCAAGGAGCGCCGGGAAAUGGAAGCACGCGAGCGACAUCGAAAGCGACGACUGAGGCAGAUAGCUGCAGAGAGCUCGAGCAGUGCUUUCUCAGGCUCUGACGAUGGCCUGGACAAUGCGACGACGCCAUCGACCUCUAUUCACAGCCAUCUGGUGGACGAAGAGAUGAAGCAGACGAACGGCAGCCGUAGACGUCAAGCUCUCCGACGACUCGGACUGAAUGUCCCUGCAGGCAAAGGUUCUGUGCAACGUCAGCUCGUGGCGUAUGCCGGCCGACUGCUGAAUGAUGGCGAAGACGACGAAGAGCCGUUUGAUCACAUCCGCGCGGACGAGCAUGACAAUGUCCAGGCUGGCCAGCGCGGAGCAGAUUACUACCCUGUUUCGUUCCUUGCUCGCUAUCACCCUCGCACGGUCGCAGCACGUGUCAAGUAUACGACGACGAGUUACGUUCAUUUCUGUCUCGACUGGAUGAAGCUCUUCAUCAUCCUCGGCAUCGCCAUCUUCGUGACCGUUUAUCGAGGGCCAGCUAAAGUGCUCGCUAUCCCAGAGCGACGAGCGUAUCGACGCAGAACAAACCGAAAGCGCAUCCAAUAG
Molecule: messenger RNA, 3111 nt
Organism: Mixia osmundae IAM 14324
Lineage: Eukaryota; Fungi; Basidiomycota; Mixiomycetes; Mixiales; Mixiaceae
Exons: 4
Coding region: 1-3111 (1036 amino acids)
Source: RefSeq, a predicted model, not a curated record